AUGAUGGGGUUGUUGUCGACGAUUCGUGGCAAGAAAGACACAGUGGUCGCCAGCGGAAUAGGCUCCGCACAGGUCGGACCGCUCAAUACGAAGACGAAGAAGCUGGUGAUUCAGGAGUGGCCGAGGUGAGUAGGCGCAUCAGAAGAAGAGCAGAAAUGAGGGGGAAUGGGUUCAGGGUGCUCACACAGUGUCCGGAGCUCUUCACGGAGAUCUGGCACAAAUCGGCGACGCGCUCCACUUCGAUCAAAUUGGCAUUCGGAAUCGCUGAGAACGAGAGUCCGAUGCAAAAUGCAGCAUUUCUCGGGCUCUCAUCAACUAUUCAGGCUUUCUUUUACAAAUUGGUGAGCCGUUGCAGAGCGUAUUCCAUUCGAAGUUAGGCAACUUCCAGAUCAUCACAUACGAACUGAACGACGAGCAAGUGAGAGAAGCCUGCGAGCAGUUGGGAGCCCGCCACGUGGAUUUUAUCUCGCGUGGAUUCAACUCUCACUUCUGGGACAUUUUCCUCGUUUGCAUGGCUGAGAAGAUCGACGAGACGCUCUCGGCCUACAUGACCGAAGAGGACAAGAAGAACGAGAUGAUCCUUGCGUGGCAGAGGUUUGCAAUCCUUUCAAAUAUCAUUGAGGAACAGACAGUUUCAGAGUGGUCAACUCGAUCGUCCACCAGAUGCGCAACGGAUAUUCAGACCGUAGAAAGCUACAGCUCGGCGGCUCCAAAGGAGGCGUCAAUAACGGCUUCUGA
This is a messenger RNA of Caenorhabditis sp. 36 PRJEB53466, 738 nucleotides long. The record is from the annotation of a GenBank genome assembly. Lineage: Eukaryota; Metazoa; Nematoda; Chromadorea; Rhabditida; Rhabditidae.